This is a messenger RNA of Aspergillus heteromorphus CBS 117.55, 5886 nucleotides long. Its product is annotated as anaphase promoting complex subunit 1. Gene Ontology annotation, cellular component: anaphase-promoting complex. Lineage: Eukaryota; Fungi; Ascomycota; Eurotiomycetes; Eurotiales; Aspergillaceae. The coding region runs from base 1 to 5886 and encodes 1961 amino acids. Gene Ontology annotation, biological process: anaphase-promoting complex-dependent catabolic process; protein K11-linked ubiquitination; metaphase/anaphase transition of mitotic cell cycle. The record is from RefSeq and is a predicted model, not a curated record. The transcript is spliced from 11 exons. Gene Ontology annotation, molecular function: molecular adaptor activity.
AUGGCGACAGUUCGGUCCCUCGGCCUCCACGAGCCCUCCGCCAUCGCAUUCCUGGUCGCUGAAGACCUCCUGCCCCCCGAUCCCUCCGAGGACCUCUACUCAUGGACCACGACCGAUGAGAUUGUCUGGACAAAAAGCUGCGCCGUCUGGUCCCGAGCGGGGGUCAUCAAGAGGAUCAGACACGCUCUGCUGACCACCUUCUCCGUCGGGAAGAUCAAGAGAUCAUCGGACACGAGUGCCUCGGGAUCCAGGGCGGGAGAGAAGGCGCAGGCAGGCAACGAUGCAGGCCGCAACCGGGCCCCCCCGGGGACCGACCCAAGCAAUGCGCGAGCACUGGUCGUGGUCCUCAAAUCCCAGGCGCACAUAUUCUUCCUCGUGGGCAACAGCCAUAUCGUUCCUCUUCCAUUCGAGAGAAAACUCCACGAGGAGGAAGCCACGAAACCCCUCCCCAUGGCGCCCCCGAACUCGUUUGCUUCUGCAAUACCCGACUUCCGUGCAUCCCAGUCGUUGGACAUCCCUUCUGGCAAAUCCAAACGGCCGUCGUUGACGAUCUCUCUUUCUCUGGCGCCGAAUGCCGGGCUGAAGGCACGGCAGAACAAGCAGGCCGACAUGCCCCGAGUGUUCUCUCUCAUGGACCCUCACUCCGAGAUGGGGCUGGUUACUAGUGUCACGGCGAGACCGUCGGGGUUGGAUGUCCUCGAUCCAGCCGAUGCGAUUGUCUACGUAUCCCCAAAGGAUGAACUCGCAGGCUCCAGUAGAAACCCAGCCAUGGGCCCCUUGAUCCUCGUGGUCACUGUCAAUAACAACACCGGGUUGUAUACCCUAUGGACCGCACGGAAGGAAAGAAGGGAGACGGGAGGAACGCGCUCCAAGCGGCGUAGCUCGCACUAUGGAAUGACUACAGGCUCGACGACCCCCGCGGCUCGCCCUGACGGCUGGAACACGUCCGGCAAGGGAGAUGAGGACGAUCUGGCUUCCAAACUGGGCCAGGAUUUCGGGGACAUUGGAGUGCCGCUCAAGACAUCGAGACGAGAUAGGAUUACAUUUUCCGAUCUAGCCACAGGCAGUCAAUCCAGCUCCAUGCCCCAUGGUGGUCUGCGUCAAUCUCUUGGAGCUGGUAGCACGCGGGGUAGCUUUGGCUUUAAUCCAAGGGGCUCUCUCCCCCCUGGCAAUGGCUCCGUUUACAGCACAACCAGCAGUUUCAUUGAUGCGCCCGUUGAUAGACUUCUCGAGGAGCUGAAUAAUGAAAGCCUGUUUGAGGGGUUUGAGAACAUGGACUUGAAUCAUUCCGCGUCAGGCCUGCCCGAGGAGGUCCUUCUUACCAAGGUUGAAAGCUUUUCUUCCAUUUCUGUCUCCUUCCAUACCCCAGUCAAGCCCAAGUCCUCAUCUCGGAGACUGAAAAUCAUGACCCUGUGUCCUUCGGAGUGCGGGGCCACACAGAGCGGAAACACCGCCACGUUGGCUCUUUACCUGGUAGAUCGAGAUGCGAGAUCGAUGACUGUUCUCAACCUCCAGGUCGACCGGGUUUCGCUUCCCAAGAAAGACAAUGUCUUCUCCAAGAAGGCGAAGAAAAGAACGCCCUCUGAAGAGCGGCCAUUACUUGUCCAGGCCUCCGGCAUACAGCAUUUCUCAGAUGUAUGGGACGCUUGUAAGAUUGUUGAUGGGGAGAUCUCCCGGGUUGUGACUUUGAAGAAAGCAGAGGAUGACCGUCAGGUGCUGCAUCUACAAACCCCCUGGAGCAGACCGACCACCAUUAGAAUCCCCAGCAAGCUUAUGCUCCAUGAAGCGUACGGGGUGCACCCCAACACGCCUGGGAAUCAUCGACGGGAAAGCGGCGUGAAGCGACUGAUGACCGACUCGUCCAUCACCGUGACUGGCUUCGAUCACUCGGCGGCCAGAGGAAAGUUCGAUGUGAUUGACUCGGCAAAUAGAAGAGUCAAGCUUCAGGUUCAGAUGGAGCCCAGCAAUGAGCUGGUGAAACGCGUGCUCAAAGUCUGUCGGUUUGCCAUAUCCGAUGAGAAGGCCAGGGACGGAGUGUUGGCUGCCUGGUGGGAGACCAUGAAAUGGCUGAACCACCGGGGAACCGAUGAAAAUGACCUCGAAUGGACAGCAAUGGUGGUAACUUUGUUCUCCAUGGCGAUUCCGUCGAUUGACGGCGAACAGCCACGACCAACAGCCCAGCCAACGCGCCGGAAGAGGAGCCUGUUGAGGUCAAGCAGUGGAAGCUAUGUCGACCUGGAAAGCUGGGAGACGAUGCUGGAGCAAGAGUCCGGUUCUGCCGGCGUGGUAGCACCGUGGAUGGCCAGCAGCUCCUGGGCCUGGGUGGUCGAGCAAGAUGCCGAGGAGGGUGCCGUGAGCCAGGGCAAGCAGUCGCCCUCCAGUCGCUCCACUUGCCGCACAAACACCUAUGUGAUCCGAUGCAUCGCCUUGGCCCGGGAGUUCCAGAAUACCAGCUGGGGUGAUAGAGCCGUGGGCUCCAGUGGCUACCUGCCCACCGCGCUGUCCUUCAGUCAGGGCAUUCGGAGCACUUCUCUAUGCACGAUCCUAGUUGCCUUGCAUCUUUUCCGCGAGGAGCAAAAACUUUCCAUUUGCGAUAGCGAGCAAUCAGGCAAUCUCUCGGGUCUGCUUGCGCCAGUUCUGGCCCAAAUCGGCGGAUGGCUCGGAUGGCAAUCCUGGACAUGGGCCCAGAACGCCUAUUAUGGCAUGGAGAUGGCGAGCAUGGACCGCUGGCAAUUUGAAGAAACCCGCAUCUCCAUGCUCGAAGUACCCGACGAGCCCUUCUCGCCCCCUGCGAUCUUCUCCCACCUGGAAAACGCCUGGCGUCAGCCCUCGUCGCCAUUCUUUACCCUUCUGAACCUGGUGGCCGGCCCAGACCGGCCCCCGAGGAAGGGCAGGCUGUGGCAAGAGUGCUUUGCGCUCACCCCCCGAACGAUGGCUCUGGACGGGUUUCUGUCUGAAGUGCAUACCCUUACGACGCCCCUGGACCGGAUCAAGCUUCUGCAUCGUUGGGGGUUCACAAGAAGCACAAUUGAGUGUUUCCCGGAAGGUGUCAGCGCGCCUCUGUACGAAGCGAUUAUGCAGUCGCAAAUGCAUGCUUCGACGUCCUGGAACUCGACGCUGCUGGAGCUUAUCGACCGAGAGGACCUCAGCGUUUCUAUGAUCAAGCGCAGCUCGUUGCUUCCCCCUCCGUCAGUGCCGUUGCAGUCUACGGUGUCCCACGAUGCGAUGCGCGAUGUACAUCAUAUUGGUGUCUCUGCGCUCGAAAUCGAUGCAAUCGCCUCAUUUGAAGCAUCCGCCGAACUGGACCGGUUUACCGUGAGCCGACUGAUCUUCCGCGAAGACAAGCGCUACGUUGACGCGGCUCGAUUGCUGAAUCAGUCUCGAGCUCCUAUCGCCGAGUGCAUUCCCGAGCCAGACUGGACCGACUCGGAUUUGUUGGAAGCUCAGAAAGAAGUGGUGCAGCUGGUGACCCUGAGGACACUCUCCACCCCUGCGGGUCGCGCCAUGUUUACCUUUAGCAGCCGACUGCCCCUGUUGACGGAAAAGCUUCCAAUUCCUUCAUUUUCGCUGCAAUGCGUCAUGAAGCCGUCCAACGUCACGAUCAGCGCGGAUCGAGCCUCCUUUAGCGAGGAGAAGGUGUGUUGGGCCUUUUUCCACAACGGCGUUUCCACCGGACUUGCCAUCUCCAAGAACUCCAAGGGGAUCGAUACGUCGUGGAUCUUGUUCAACAAGCCCCCGGAGCUGACCAACCGUCAUGCGGGCUUUUUGCUGGCCCUGGGCUUGAAUGGACACCUCAAGUCCUUGGCCAAAUGGGUGGCUUUCAAAUACCUGACGCCCAAACAUACGAUGACCUCGAUCGGCCUGUUGCUCGGCCUGUCCGCCUCCUAUCUGGGUACGAUGGAUACACUGAUCACUCGGCUUCUGUCGGUACACGUCACCCGCAUGCUCCCUCUUGGUGCUGCUGAAUUGAACUUGUCGCCUUUGACGCAAACGGCGGGCAUCAUGGGCAUUGGCCUCCUGUACUGCGGAUCCCAGCACCGGAGAAUGAGCGAGGUGAUGCUGUCCGAAAUCGAAAAUGUAGAGCAGGAGGAAGGAUCUCACGAGGACUUGCGUGACGAAGGAUACCGCCUGGCUGCCGGUCUUGCUCUGGGCUUUAUUAACCUGGCCAAGGGGAAAGACCUGAAGGGCAUGCGCGACAUGCACAUCGUGGAGAGGCUGCUGGCUGUUGCAGUUGGCAACAAGAAUGUUGACCUUGCACACGUCCUGGAUCGGGCCACCGCGGGCGCGACCAUUGCCUUGGCCAUCAUCUUCAUGAAGACCAACGACGAGAUCCUGGCCCACAAGAUCGACAUUCCUGAUACGACGGUGCGCUUCGACUACGUCCGGCCGGACCUGUUCCUCCUUCGCACUCUUGCACGGCACGUCAUCAUGUGGGAUAGCAUCCGUCCGACUCUCGAGUGGGUUGUGCAGAGCCUUCCCAACGUCUAUCGCCGUCGGCAUCGCCUGACCGGGGUCCGUCGACUGAAGAGCGAUGACAUGCCGUUCUUCAACAUCAUCGCCGGUCUCUGCUUCACUCUUGGUCUUCGCUAUGCGGGCUCGGCACAGCCGGGUGUGCGCGAUCUGCUACUCGCCUACCUGGACCAGUUCAUCCGCAUCUGCAGGCUUCCGGCCAUCAACUACGAUGCGAAGCUCACGCGGAACUCUGUCCGACACUGCCAGGACGUCGUUGCACUUUCCACUGCCGCCGUGAUGGCUGGCACGGGGGAUCUGGCUCUUUUCCGACGCCUGCGGUCUCUGCAUGGCCGUGUGGAUGCCGACACGCCGUACGGCAGCCAUAUGGCCGCGCAUAUGGCCAUGGGGCUGCUGUUCCUGGCCGGAGGCAGCCACACGCUGGGCACGUCCGACCUGGCCAUCGCCUCGCUGAUCUGCUCCCUGUACCCGAUCUUCCCCAUGACCGUCCUCGACAACAAGUGCCAUCUGCAGGCCUUCCGGCAUCUCUGGGUCCUGGCCGCGGAGCCGCGCUGCCUGGUGCCUCGAGACAUCGACUCUCGCCGCGCCAUCUCCAUCCCCAUCACCCUGACCAACCAAGAUGGGAUCAGCCGCACCAUCACCGCGCCCUGCCUGCUCCCCGAUCUCAGCACCAUCACGAGCGUCGAGGUCCGCAACGCCGACUACUGGCCCUUGGUCCUCGACUUCGCCAGCGACCCGGACCUGCGCCACAAAUUCCGCCAGGGCGACUCGUCCGUCUGUCUCCGCCGGAAGGCCAGCUACAACCCCACCGGCUCCUCGGUCUUCGUCUCGACUCUCUCCGGCCUCAGCGAAGCCCAGGACGUGCUCCCAACCCCCAUUCCCACCUCCAACCACGGCAAGGGCCUCCCCCCAUCCGCGAUGCCCAGCCUCGCCACCCUCCUCUCCUCCGGCAUCAGCCGCACCCCCACCGCCCCCUCCCAGAGCAUGUGGGACUGGAUCUUCAACCUGCCCUCCCUGGCCGGCCUCGACGUCCGCGAAAAGGCCCUGGUCCUCCCCUCCUCCUUCCCUGCCCGCACCCGCAGCGCCGGCCCCAACCUCCUCUCCUACGCCCCCUGGCUCCGCCAGUCCGCCGUCGACAGCAAGCUCGUCAUCGACAGCAUCGUCAAGAACGCCGUCCAGGCCGCCCGUGGCCGCGGCGCUGAUCCAGAUGAAGUCCGCGAUCGCAUCUGGCAGCUCCGUUUGCUGUUUAACUGGAUCGAUACGCCCGCCGAGGAGCGCUUCCUCGAUGAUGACUCCCAUGGCAUCUCGGAUGAAAGCGUCUUGUCGAGGGUCGUCACCCCCUCCGAUGGGCUGUGGCUACGUAGGGAUUAUAUUGAGGAAAUGCCUGGUACCAACCAAUACACACGUCUUUUAUAA